UACAGAAUCUAUAUCCAAUCUCGUACCGGCAUCUUCUACUAUUACUCAAGGAAUACGACAACCUUUGAGCAAUCUUAUUGAGGUUUCUAACCCAGAGUAUCAUAAACCAAGAGGGCGGCCUUCUAAACGACUUAAAUCAGCUGUUGAAGAAGAUUCAACAUCUGUUAAUAAGUCAGAGAAUACUGUUCUUAAAAUGUGUGGAUAUUGCUUCGGCAAAGGCCAUAAUAUUCGUAGUUGCAAAAAAUAUAAAUUUGAUAUGGGUAACAAAGAGAAUUGUUAG
This is a messenger RNA of Racocetra persica, 280 nucleotides long. NCBI's taxonomy places the organism in Eukaryota, Fungi, Glomeromycota, Glomeromycetes, Diversisporales, Gigasporaceae. The record is from the annotation of a GenBank genome assembly.